AUGAAUUACUUCAGCAGGCAGCGAUGGUCACAAAAGCUUACAAGUAUAAUUUUGGCCGUUCGUCCGUGGUCUUUCUCGGCGUCUAUAACAAGUACUUUGCUUGGACUUUGCCUCGUGUGGAAAGAAAACAAAAGUAUCGACAUUAUCCAAGCGAUCUUUACCAUCGCGACAGUUUUAUUUAUUCACGGCGCUGGGAAUUUGGUGAACACUUACUAUGACUUUAUCAACGGUUUUGAUACAAAGGAUUCUGACGAUAAAACUCUGGUCGAUAAAUUGCUUUCACCAAAUGAUCUUGUCGCUUGUAUCACGGAGUUCUAUGUAAUGGGAAUCGUGUGCUUUAUUGCCAUUUAUCUCCGCUCAGAUGAAGACACUGUGCCUUUGAUUGCACUGUUUCUAUGCGGUGUGCUGAGUUCGUUUAUUUACACCGGAGGAAUCGGCUUAAAAUAUAUGGCACUUGGUGAUAUCCUGAUCUUUCUUACGUUUGGUGCUCUGGCUACGGUGUUCGCUUACCUAAUUCAAACCGGUGAAAUUUCAUUCGGAAUUAUUGCCUAUGCAUUACCCUUGGCACUGAACACAGAAGCCAUUCUACACGGGUAAGUAAAUAGUUACAGGUUAUUCAGGUCCCAUUCAAUUCAAUUGUACGUUUUAAUAUACUCAGAACAUGACUAUUACGUCGUGUACAUGACUCUAUUGUCGCGUUCCGCGCGCGAGGCGAACGCGAGACUCGUGCACACGAGGCAGACAUGUACUUCAUCAGAAAACCAUCUAUUUGCCGUUUGCCACUUAUGAUGUGUAUAUGGCAAACAGCCGAGCUAUCUGUAAGUCAUUUAGUGUUAACAACUGGGUUGAAAACGUAAAUUGGCCAUCGUAAAGGGUAAAAAAGCUGACGUUUCGAGCGUUAGCCCUUCGUCAGAGCUGACGAAGGGCUAACGCUCGAAACGUCAGCUUUUUUACCCUUUACGGUGGCUAAUUUACGUUUUCAACCCAGUUGUUAACACUAAAUUACCUGCUAUACUCUCCCACCGACGCAGCACCACAGUAUCUUUAGAAACUUGCCCCUUUAUUUAUCUGUAAGUCAUACCUGACAAAACUAUCAUUAUGCACGACAUCGUACAUGAACGCAAUUCCCUACCCCCCUCACAUGAUUCCUCAUACCAAUUGUAUCUCCGACACGAGUUGUUCUUAGGCUGAAACUCAAUUGUAUUUAAAAUUGUCCUUUCCCUCUCUUCAGGAACAACACACGUGAUCUGGAGAGUGAUAAAUCAUCAGGAGCUGUGACAUUGGCCAUUCUACUUGGCAAGCAGUAUGCUUGCGUUCUGUACUGCUUACUUCUGAUUGGUCCAUAUGUUGUACUGUGUAUCCUGGCCUUGAAUUCUUCUUGGACUCUACUAUUCCCUUUCGUAACGGCCCCACUGGCUGUUCAUUUCUCGUCUCUAUGUCUCCAUGGAGAUAUGAUCAUGAUUCCUCAAAAAACCGCUCAGCUCAAUCUCCUGUUUGGCUUACUUUACUUGACUGGGCUGAUUAUUUCAUAA
This is a messenger RNA of Pocillopora meandrina, 1532 nucleotides long. NCBI's taxonomy places the organism in Eukaryota, Metazoa, Cnidaria, Anthozoa, Scleractinia, Pocilloporidae. The record is from the annotation of a GenBank genome assembly.